Messenger RNA from Raphanus sativus (radish), 1054 nucleotides. RefSeq names its product ran-binding protein 1 homolog b. The coding region runs from base 124 to 780 and encodes 218 amino acids. The record is from RefSeq and is a predicted model, not a curated record. Gene Ontology annotation, biological process: nucleocytoplasmic transport. The transcript has 4 exons. NCBI's taxonomy places the organism in Eukaryota, Viridiplantae, Streptophyta, Magnoliopsida, Brassicales, Brassicaceae. Gene Ontology annotation, molecular function: GTPase activator activity. Gene Ontology annotation, cellular component: cytoplasm; nuclear pore.
CAUUUCCUGUCACUAAAAACUCUCUCUCCCCAGACAUUCUCUCCUCCAAUCUCGCUGUUACGCACUGUGCAUCCAACAACAACAACAACCACCAAAGCUUUUGAUCUGAUCUGAUCUGAUAAGAUGGCGAGCAUCAGCAACGAGCCAGAGCGUGAGCACAGAGACGAAGAAGAGUCCGGAGCCAACGAGGACGAAGACACCGGCGCUCAGGUCGCUCCCAUCAUCAAACUCGAAGAAGUCGCCGUCACCACCGGUGAAGAAAACGAAGAUACCAUCCUCGAUCUGAAAUCGAAGCUGUAUAGGUUCGAUAAAGAUGGGAGUCAGUGGAAGGAGAGAGGAGCUGGGACUGUCAAGUUCUUGAAGCACAAGGAGACUGGGAAGAUUCGUCUCGUUAUGAGGCAAUCCAAAACUCUCAAGAUCUGUGCUAAUCAUCUCGUUACGUCGGGGAUGAGUGUUCAGGAGCACGCUGGGAAUGAUAAGUCUUGUGUGUGGCACGCUCGUGAUUUCUCCGAUGGGGAGUUGAAGGAUGAGCUUUUCUGUAUCCGCUUUGCCAAUGUUGAGAACUGCAAAGCGUUCAUGCAAAAGUUCAAGGAAGUUGCUGAAUCUGAAGAAGAGAAAGAGGAGAGUAAAGACGCUUCUGAGGCUGCUGGUCUUCUUGAGAAGUUAACAGUGGAAGAGAAGAACACGGAGGAGGAGGAGAAGAAGGAAGAGAAACCAGUGGAGAAGGUAGAGAAAGCUGUUGAAGAAAAGAAAACCGAGGAGACUGUCCCCUCAGCGUAAGAUGCAUAUGCCUUGUACAACAAACACACAAGGCUACUUAAUUUACAGCCUCAUAUGUUUUAAAUCCAUCAGAGACUUGGCUUUCUUUUCUUUUUUUUCUUGAAAUUGAUACAUGUUUUGUCAGUGUCAUCAUGUUUACUUGCUGAGUCUAUAUGAGAUUCUGGGGUUGUUUUUGGGAUUCGUUUUGUGGAAAGAAUAUAUCCCUUUGUUUUGAUUUUCCAAAAUGUAUGCAUUGGUGUGUUUUUUUUUUCAUUAAACAAGUCGUGUUACAUUA